This is a messenger RNA of Symsagittifera roscoffensis, 2347 nucleotides long. Its product is annotated as ATP-binding cassette sub-family F member 1-like. NCBI's taxonomy places the organism in Eukaryota, Metazoa, Xenacoelomorpha, Acoela, Convolutidae. Gene Ontology annotation, molecular function: ATP binding; ATP hydrolysis activity. The record is from RefSeq and is a predicted model, not a curated record. Bases 26 to 2107 code for a protein of 693 amino acids. The transcript has 8 exons.
GAUAAACUUAUUAAAUAGGUUAGCUAUGCCCAAGAAAGCAGGAAAAAAGAAAAAUAAGUUUGAUUUCCUUGAUAACGACAAACCCGAGACAGAUGGAAUUACUGAAGCCUCUAAGGAAGUUGUUAGUGAUUUGAAAGACUUGAGUAUCAAAUCCCAAGCCCCAGAAGCACCUGUGUUCGAAACAGAAACAGCCACCAAUGGGAAGUCGGACGCUCUCGAAGAUGAUGAAGAGGAAAAAAUGUACGACUCUGAGGAAGAAGCAGCAAAACUGAGGCUGGAGCGCGAUGAGAAGUUGGCAACUGAAUCAGCAGCCAAGAUGUCAAAGAAAGAUAUGCGCAAACAGAAGAAAAAGGAAAAAUUACAGUCUCAAUACGACGCUAUUAUUAAUCAUGGUGAUGGUGACCAAUUCACACUAGCACAGCAAGAUGACGCUUAUAAAGGGCUGGAAAACGCGAUUGACAUUCAAAUUAACCGAUUUAGCUUAUCGGCAAGAGGCAAAGAACUAUUUGUGAAUGCUGAUUUGCACAUCACAAAUGGCAGGAGAUAUGGCCUUGUAGGCCCAAACGGACACGGAAAGACAACACUUUUACAACACAUUGCAGCUCGCAAACUAAACAUUCCUCCGAAUAUAGAUGUACUGUUAUGCGAACAAGAAGUUAGGGCUGAUGAUACUCCGGCGUUUGAAGCAGUCUUAGAAGCUGACACAGUUAGAACUUCGUUGCUAGCCAAGGAGGCUGAACUUACACAGCAGUUAGAAGCCUCGACAGGAACAUCAGCAGAGUCAAUAGCAGAACAACUGAAAGAAGUCUCAGAAGAGCUAAAGGCGAUCGGAGCAGAUUCAGCGGAGUCGAGAGUGCGCCGAAUCCUAGCGGGUCUCCAGUUCACAGAAGAGAUGAUGCGCAGACCUACAAAACAUUUCUCAGGAGGUUGGAGGAUGAGGGUAUCUUUAGCCAGAGCCCUGUUUGUGGAACCGACACUUCUUUUGCUAGACGAACCGACAAAUCACUUGGACCUCAAUGCUGUCAUCUGGCUCGAUCACUAUCUUCAGGAGUGGAAGAAGACAUUACUAAUAGUGUCUCACGACCAGAGCUUUCUGGACAAUGUGUGCACGGACAUCAUUCACCUGGACAUGCAGAAGCUGUUCUAUUACAGAGGCAACUACUCCCAAUUCAAACACAUGUUGACUCAGAAGAGAAAAGAGCAGCUUAAAGAGUACGAGAAACAGGAGAAGGCCAUCAAGGAGAUGAAGGCCAACAACAAGAGUAAAAAGGCAGCCGAGAGUGAAAUGAAAAGCAAGCAAGCUAAAAAGGCAGAGAAAGAUAAGAAAACGGGGAAGAACAGAGGCCAAGAGGACGACGAAGAUCAGGGACCAGCUGAGCUGCUGAAGAGACCCAAAGAGUACAAGGUCAAGUUCAAUUUCCCGAACCCGCCCAAACUAUCCCCACCCAUAUUGGGCUUGCACGACGUCACGUUCCAGUACAACGAUAAAAGUCCAAUAUUGUUCAAAGACAUCAAUUUUGGAAUUGAUAUGUCAACGAGGAUAGCAAUCGUGGGUCCCAACGGGGUCGGCAAAAGUACAUUUUUGAAUUUAUUAAUGGGCAAAUUGGAACCCUCGAAAGGAGAACGGACUGUGAACCACAGGGUAAGAAUUGGGUUUUAUAAUCAGCACUCGGCUGACCAACUUGACACGACUAAGACGCCAGUGGAGUAUCUGAAUUCGAAGUACGACUUGGGAUACCAGGAUGCGCGCAAGUGUCUGGGAUCAUUUGGGCUUGAGGGACACGCACAUACUAUCAAGAUAUCAGACUUGUCCGGAGGGCAGAAGUCUCGUGUGGCGUUUGCAGAUCUGUCGUGUUCUGCUCCUGACAUUCUGAUCUUAGACGAACCCACCAAUAACCUGGACCUGGAAUCCAUCGACGCCUUAUCGGACACUCUCUCAUCAUUUGGGGGUGGCGUUAUUCUGGUGUCGCAUGACGAGCGUCUUUUGCGAGUGACCGAGUGCUGUCUAUGGAGCAUAGAAGACAAAACAGUGUUCGAGAUAGAGGGAGACUUCGACGACUACAGAGACUACGUCCUACGCAGUCUAGAGGAAGUGCUGAACAAAUGACGUCAUUUCGUUAUUGCAAUAAUUAAUAAUUUGUGGUCUCAUAAAACACCCAUAGACUAUACGAGGACGAGAUUACUUACCUUGAGACGAUGUUGGGAAGAGAGAAAGAGAGUUUGUGCUAUUUGAAAAUUGAAUGAUAUUUUUAAAUAUCUGGCUGAGAAUUGGUUGUGUUUUGUUGAUGGGAUUGAAUCCUUGUGAAAAUGCGGAAAUGUUUAAUCUAAUUUAAGUAUCCAGAAACUA